Messenger RNA from Canariomyces notabilis, 1048 nucleotides. RefSeq lists its product as uncharacterized. The record is from RefSeq and is a predicted model, not a curated record. NCBI's taxonomy places the organism in Eukaryota, Fungi, Ascomycota, Sordariomycetes, Sordariales, Chaetomiaceae. Bases 81 to 980 code for a protein of 299 amino acids. The transcript has a single exon.
GUAACGUCUCCUCAUCACACUAGACCUUACUGCUACCCUUUUGGAGGAGAAUCCAUUCUAGAGCUAUCAACAACUGCACCAUGGACCCUCUUGUCCCAGACAUAGACCCCGUGCUCCGGGAGAUGCUUGUCCAAAUCCUCCACGGGGAAUUCUUCACCUUUUUCGGCCGGUACUGGGUUGAGAUAGACGAUGAUAGGGAGAACAACCCCGACGAGGGCCGCCAAGAGCGCAUCGCACAAAUCCUGACAGUCGAGGCCUGGCGACUAGUACGGCGGGUCCGUACUUUGUUCGGCAAUCUGGAAGCGGAAGAGUAUAUCCCUCAUGAGCUACAAGCAACUUUUCCAGAGGAGCUUGGUCCGGCUGUAGCGUUCUUGAGGGUGUUGCUUCGCCUCCACUUUGGCGAUAGGGCUGAUGAGGGGUUUCAGCCGGAGGAGGCAGACCACUACAUUUCUGACGAGAGCUCCGACGAUGACGACGGGUGGCUUAUUGAGGCCAUACAGAAUCGGGCCAUACAAAAUCCCGUCCGGCGUCAAGAUGUGGUCGCCCUUGAAUCUCGCGUGCGGAACUUGGUGCGCGAGAGGCAGAGAGGCCUUCUAAGUGACCACAUCGCCGCGUUAGCCUCUCCAGGUCUCGAUGGGGCCGCCAGUGGUGAGUCCAAUAACCCCUGGUUCAACCUGGAAACUGCUGACGAGUUCUACUGGCCGAAUAUUCCCAACUGGCUCUUUUCACAUCGCCGUGCGCCAAAGCCAGCUGCUACCUGUGGCAUCUGCUACAGGAGGGUGAAAAUCCUUGGUCCUUCCGAGCAGCCAGACCUAGUCGAGUUGGAGGACGACCCCUUGGAGGUCUGCACCGUCUUGCAGUGCGGCCAUAUCUAUGGCGACGAAUGCAUCGCUGCAUGGCUCCGUACAAAGUACAAACACCUCGAUGAGCUCAACCAGGUGGACCAGAUCCAGUGCCCGGUGUGCAAGGGAAAAUUCUGAGCCUUGUGCUCUAUGACCGCCUGAUGGGAAUCUACGUAGCCUACUAGUAGCUACCUAGCCAGUCAACU